Molecule: messenger RNA, 1936 nt
Organism: Musca domestica (house fly)
Lineage: Eukaryota; Metazoa; Arthropoda; Insecta; Diptera; Muscidae
Gene: Su(P)
Product: prostaglandin E synthase 2
Exons: 3
Coding region: 701-1933 (410 amino acids)
Cellular component (GO): mitochondrion
Molecular function (GO): prostaglandin-E synthase activity
Source: RefSeq, a predicted model, not a curated record
UUAAUCAAAGAUUUAUAAAAUGUGCCAAAGAAAUAUUAAAAACUAUUUUUUAAAGAAUUGUGGUAAUGCAAAGAGAAGCAGCCUGCAUCCCGCAAUAGUAAAAAAUACAAUUGUUUGUUCAUGAUAACAAUGCGGUCGUCGAACCAUUUUUAUCAAAUAAGUAUAUUUUGUUAUAAUUAUUAAAGUGCUAUAAGCUACAAAUUUGCAUAAUUUUUAUUUAAAUAUUAAACCAAACAAAAGCCUUCGAAUGUAGCCGACUUUUAGCCCCCGCGACCGUUUAUUGCUUUAGCGGGCGUGCCGAUUUUCUUUCGGCUGCAGUUGAUUUUUUGCCGCCGCCGACUUUUUUGUGCUUAGUUGCCGCCGGGGAACUUGGCAUCCUUUUGUAACCUUACCACUAUGAAUUGUAGGGUAUAAUUAAUAUUAAUAGCACACUGUCAAUUAUGGUCCAAUAGUGUGCAUUAGACUUAAGGAAUAAUAAGUUUAGUAAUCGAUAAAAUUAAAAGAAAUUUUUAUACAAACAUGCUGUAUGCAUUUUGAGCCAAUGAGAGCCGCAUACAUCGGCGGCGUCUCAGAUCACUGUGAGCCGAUCGGCUUCGUGCUUUGUUGGCCAGUCGAAUUUAAGUGAAGGUUUUUUGUUAUAUUAAUAAUUGAAAAAAUAAUUACAUUUUAGAAUUGAAAGAUUGUCAGUGAAACAUCGGUUAUGUCGUUGCAACGCAUCAACAGUGUUCCCUUUAGGAAUUUGUUUCAUUUGAAGAAUCCUAAGCGGUAUGCGGUAUCACGUAACAUCGUUGGUCGACAAUUUGCUACAGCUCCAAAACGUACUGCUGGCGGCCCGAGUACAUUAAAGUUAGCAAUUUUAGGCUCCACUCUAGGAGCUACUGGAGGCACCGUUUACUCUCUUUAUAGUAAUUGGAAGGAUGGGAAUUCGCAUAAGGAACAUGAGCGAUCUGCGCCGGCUGUUGUUGCAGAAUUUCCCGAAAACGUAAAGAUAACAAAAAGAUUUGUGAAUCCCAAGGAUACUUCGGGAUUAGAUGUAACCCUGUUCCAAUUUCAAACGUGUCCUUUCUGCUGCAAAGUGAGAGCAUUUUUAGACUUUAUGGGAAUUUCAUAUAAAGUCGUAGAAGUAGAUGCCGUCUUGCGGCAGGACAUAAAAUGGUCAGCCCAAAAAAAAGUUCCAAUGGUACUGAUAAGGCAGCGAGAUGGGCGAUAUGUGCAGAUGACCGACUCCAGCGCAAUAAUAUCAUUGAUUGCGACCUAUUUGAACGAUAAAAGUACUGAUAUUGGUGAACUGGCACAAUAUUACCCGACCAUUUCAUUUUUCGACGACAACCAGAAAAAGAAGCACGAUAUUAUGAAUAAAUACUUCCUGAUGUAUAGGGACCAAACACCCAAAGGACAUUCAAAGGAUACUGAAGAGCUGGAGCGUAAAUGGAGAACUUGGGCCGAUUCUCAUUUGGUCCAUCUUAUUUCCCCGAAUUGUUAUCAAACUUUGGAUGAAGCCUUCGAAACAUUUGAAUGGUUUUCACAGGCAGGCGAAUGGGAUAUACAUUUUCCUCAUUGGGAACGUAAUUUGAUGGUGUAUGUAGGGGCUACAGCCAUGUGGGGAAUUGCUAAAAUUCUAAAGAAAAGACAUCAACUCUCUGACGAUGUACGAUCACACAUAUACGACGCAUGCAAUAAAUGGACUAAAGAGUUGGCGAAACGUAAUAGCAAAUACAUGGGCGGCAAACAACCAAAUUUGGCGGAUCUCUCCGUAUUCGGAGUUCUCAGUAGUAUGGAAGGCUGCCAAGCAUUCAAAGAUUGUGUACAAAAUACAAACAUAGGCGAAUGGUUUUACAGUGUAAAGGAAUUGAUUCAAAAAAAUCGUGGUCAACUAAUACGCGAACGCAUUGAAGGCGAACUUCCCACUAUGCUGAAUGCUGCUGCAAACUAAUUU